UUUUUAUUGGAAUCAGAACUAGUUAGUGGGUUUAUGACAGAGCAUUCCGCUGUUAUUUUUGUAUUCUUCUUUUUAGCUGAAUAUGCUAGUAUAAUUCUUAUUUGUAUUUUAAAUAGUAUUUUAUUUUUAGGUGGUUAUCUGUUUGACUUUAACUAUUAUCUAUAUCCUUACUUUUAUUUACUGCAAUUUAUUGCAGGAGAUAGUUAUAUGUAUUUAACAGAAAAUGAAACUAAUUUUAAUGUAAUUGACUUUGAUAAUUACAAUUCAGUAAUAGGAACAACUAUAAGUGGUGUGGUAAUAGGUCUUAAAACUUGUAUAAUGGUAUUUGUAUUUAUCUGA
Molecule: messenger RNA, 339 nt
Organism: Bipolaris zeicola 26-R-13
Lineage: Eukaryota; Fungi; Ascomycota; Dothideomycetes; Pleosporales; Pleosporaceae
Exons: 1
Biological process (GO): aerobic respiration
Cellular component (GO): membrane
Molecular function (GO): NADH dehydrogenase activity
Source: RefSeq, a predicted model, not a curated record